GCAAAGUGGUCGUCUUUUUAGUCCUGUGUAGUGUCCCAUAGAGGCUCUCAUUGUCCGCCGUCGUCUCCGUUGACAUUGCCCCCCUAUCAUCAACAGGCUUGCUGUUUGUGUGUAUGAGUGAGUGCGUGUGGUUCUAGGCCAACAUUGAUCGCCUGCUGGGUUGAUAGUAGCAGUGACCAGAACGGAGUUUUCCUCCAUUAUCGGAAAACGACGAAGGAUUUUCCGUCGGACACUCGACUUUGCCUCGAAGAUUCGACAGUAUUUGUGAGCAUCCACGAACACAUUCUAUUGCGUUUUGUGUGUUCGUGUUGGUUGGGGCAGCAGCAGCAGCAGCAGCAGGACAGGAUAGUCACCAGCACCAGAGCCGUGUGUCAGUCAGCGAGUCAGUAACAGAAGAGGAGGCCGUGAGAAAAAGAGAAAGCGCCGAGAACGUCGCCUUCUUCGUCGUCGUCGUCGCCCGAUUUGACGGUGAAUGUGGAUGAGUGUGCAAAUAUCUAUCAGUAGUGAUAUCUGGUGAAGAGGCGAUACACAGUUAUUGUGCUCUCGGGAGGGAAAAAAGAUCCAAGCAAGCCGAGGAAAAUAGUGGCUCCUCUGUUACUUUUGUGGAAAAACCAAAGUGCAAGGUGUUUGAGAAAUUUUUUUCUGGUGAAACCCUAAUCGCCAUAUCUGGAAAACCGAGUAUUUUUCGAUUGCGAGUGCCGUGAAAAGACCCUGGUGGAAAAAAAGGACAGUGGACGACUGAGUUCGGGUUAGAAGAAAAUUUCAAGUGGAAAAUUCACAAGGUGGCAGAAAAAUCGGCUCCGGAGUAGCAGCAAACUGUAGCAGCCGUGAACCCAUCAGCAAAGGACGAAACGGCCGCCGGCCAGCAGCAGAACAAUCAUCAUCCCUUCUAGAGCCGGUCGUGGGGAAAUAUGAGAAAUGCUGUAACAACCUCAAGGCUUGCAGCGCUUCCCACGACAACAACAACAGCAACAUCGAUUAAAUCGUCAUCUCGGCGGAGUGAGGCCCGUCGUUGGUGAACACACAUACAUCCACGACACCUGCACAAGAAGAACGAAGAAUACCUGUAUAAAUAGGGGGAAGAAGAAUUGCACGUGCGCGCGCGAAGUGGUUCGUGACUGUUGGCGAGCUUCGUAAUUCCAAUUCCAACAAGUGGAACGUGAUUAGUGAUUAGCUGCUUGUCGGCGCGGUUGCUUUCGGAAGGUGGUUUGGUUAGUGUUUGGAAGGCAACAUUCUCUCCAGCCUAGUGAACGAGAUGGCUGCCCAGCCAGUUUGUACCCGGUUUUCGGACAACUACGAGAUCAAGGAGGAACUGGGCAAGGGUGCGUUCUCGAUUGUGAAACGAUGCGUACAAAAGUCUACAGGAUUCGAGUUUGCGGCCAAGAUCAUCAACACAAAGAAGCUAACGUCACGAGAUUUUCAAAAGUUGGAACGAGAGGCCCGGAUAUGCCGCAAGUUGCAACAUCCGAACAUUGUCCGGCUGCACGACAGUAUUCAGGAGGAGAACUACCAUUAUCUAGUGUUCGAUUUGGUGACCGGUGGUGAACUGUUUGAGGAUAUCGUUGCCCGGGAGUUCUAUUCAGAAGCGGACGCGUCGCACUGUAUACAGCAGAUCUUGGAGUCGGUCAAUCACUGCCAUCAGAAUGGGGUCGUGCAUCGGGAUCUGAAGCCGGAGAAUCUACUGCUAGCUAGUAAGGCCAAAGGUGCGGCGGUGAAGUUGGCCGAUUUCGGUCUAGCGAUUGAAGUCCAGGGGGAUCAGCAGGCAUGGUUCGGUUUUGCCGGAACGCCCGGUUACCUCUCGCCAGAGGUGUUGAAGAAGGAGCCGUACGGGAAAGCGGUCGACAUUUGGGCUUGCGGUGUUAUCCUGUACAUUCUGCUAGUUGGUUAUCCUCCGUUCUGGGACGAAGAUCAGCACCGAUUGUACGUGCAGAUCAAGGCCGGAACGUAUGAUUACCCGUCACCCGAGUGGGACACCGUAACGCCAGAAGCGAAAAACCUAAUAAACCAAAUGUUGACAGUUAACCCGUAUAAGCGAAUUACGGCAGCCGAAGCCCUCAAACACCCCUGGAUCUGUCAACGCGAGCGCGUCGCAUCGGUCGUGCACCGACAGGAGACCGUGGAUUGCUUGAAGAAGUUCAACGCUCGGCGCAAGCUCAAAGGUGCUAUCCUCACAACGAUGCUUGCGACCCGGAACUUUUCCAGCAAGAGCAUAAUGGCCAAGAAGGGCGACGGUUCGCAGGUGAAAGAAUCUACAGACUCUUCCUCGACCACGGUCGAGGACGACGACUGCAAGGCCCGCCGGCAGGAGAUUAUCAAAAUCACCGAGCAGCUGAUCGAAGCCAUCAACAACGGGGACUUUGAGACGUACACCAAAAUCUGCGAUCCGCAUCUAACCUCGUUCGAGCCGGAAGCCCUGGGCAACCUAAUCGAGGGUAUGGACUUUCACAAGUUUAACUUUGAGAACGUGCUCGGAAAGAGCAACAAGGCGAUCAACACGACGAUCCUGAACCCGCACGUGCACAUCUUCGGCGAGGACACGGCCUGCAUCGCGUACGUCCGGCUAACGCAGUACGUCGACAAGCAGGGUCACCCGCACACGGUGCAAACCGAGGAAACCCGGGUAUGGCACAAAAAGGACAACAAGUGGCAGAAUGUGCACUUCCACGGCAGCCGCAACGGUAGCUUCAGCAACACUGCGACGCAGUAUGACUUUGUAAAUCACAAGUAAAGUACGGCCAAACGGCAACGGCGCCGGUCCCCGCCGAGCACCUGCGCCACCGCCUGAACCGGUCGUCCAGUAGAAAGAACGUCGCGACGACCGAUCCUGCACCGGUGGCGGGGUGAUGCCAAAUAAUCUGUCUGUCACCCAGGCACGACGGAGAGCAAGUGAGAGAGAAAGAGAGAGAGAGAGAGAGGGCAAAAGUGAAACACUGGAAAUCGAUGGAGCAAAACGGUAGUUAAUGAAAAUAUGUCAAAAUCUUUGAAGUAGAUUUAAAACUCAUUUAGGAGAUAUGGAGCAGAGGAACAUGCAAUCGUGCUGGCAAUCGGGAAUGGAAGGAGAACCGAGGUUUUAUUUACUUUAAAAAAGAUGAAACUAAAGAACACUGCAAAACAGAUAUGCCAUUGUUCGUUCUAAACGAGAGAGCAAAUAAUUCACACACACACACACACAGUUAAUAAAUUAAUGAUAUGUAAACCAAUUGUUCAAAAACAACCCAAAGCAAGUGUGACAAGAGAGGGCGGUUGAGCUAACGAUUCAAACGGAGUGGGUCGUUUCUGGUGGCAGUUUGUGGUUGGAAUCCCCGCUGCUUUAAAACAAUCUUGGGUUGAAGGUGGCCCCCGGAGUAAACAAGAAGGUUAGAAUUGAAGAGUGGCAAGUUUUCCAGCAAUCUUAAGCAUUUCGGAAAGAAGCCAGUUGAGUGCUGGAAAAUGUGAAACGAUGGUGUCAGAGUUUUAACUCAAAUUGCCUAGAAAUUUAAGGAAUCCUUCGGAAACGACCAAAAUUUAUUUUCUUCUAGAUAUUUUCACUUGGGUCAGUGAGGAUUUUACGAGAUUCAGCAAAAAGUCUUUGUUGAAGUCAAACGAAAGUAAAGCAGCAUUCCCAGAAGGCUAUUAAUCUUAGGACACUUAGGAAAUAAGUAACUUUUCCCAAUCGUAGCAAUGUUUAAGUUGCCUCUGAAAGGCCAGAAAUUUCGCUGGAAAAAAAGAUACGUAUCUGGAACAUCGUUUCUAAAACCUCUCAAAACUUCCACGACGUUGUCAGAAGAUCGCUAAACACCCUUAGGUCUUCAAGCAACUUGUGGCAAGGUGGUGGAAGUUUUGAGAGGUUUAGGAGUCUCCCUGAAGAAAAGGGUGCGUAGUUUGCUGAACCCCUUCAAUAUGUUCGAAGUUCGCUGAAUCUCUAUUUAGUAUAUUUUUUCCUUUCAGAAGUGUACUAAAUUCCUAUGAAGAUCCGCGAAUUUCGUCAGUGAUCGAAACAGGUCUUUAGUGGGCAGAGAACUUUUCCAAGCGCAUAGUCGCUCUAAAGCACGGUCAAAAUCUGAAGAGUUCAUCGAACCUUCUCCGAGCCUCGCAGCUUCUUCUGUGCUACAACUUCCUAAUGAAAAUCUCAGAACUUCCCUAAGAAGUUCAGAACUUUCGCAUAGUUUCAUAAAAGUUUAACUUUGAGAA
Ochlerotatus camptorhynchus is the source of this 4170-nucleotide messenger RNA. RefSeq names its product Calcium/calmodulin-dependent protein kinase II (gene CaMKII). NCBI's taxonomy places the organism in Eukaryota, Metazoa, Arthropoda, Insecta, Diptera, Culicidae. The coding region runs from base 1256 to 2728 and encodes 490 amino acids. The transcript has 3 exons. Gene Ontology annotation, biological process: protein phosphorylation. The record is from RefSeq and is a predicted model, not a curated record. Gene Ontology annotation, molecular function: calcium/calmodulin-dependent protein kinase activity; calmodulin binding; ATP binding.